Molecule: messenger RNA, 1079 nt
Organism: Ilex paraguariensis (yerba mate)
Lineage: Eukaryota; Viridiplantae; Streptophyta; Magnoliopsida; Aquifoliales; Aquifoliaceae
Source: the annotation of a GenBank genome assembly
AUGCACUCCAAUGUUGCAGUGAUGAGCACACCUAGCAUAUGGCGCGAGGCUUUGCGCAUUGCUAAUGAAGAAGGUUUAAGGGCAUUUUGGAAAGGAAAUCUUGUUACGAUUAUUCAUCGUCUUCCUUAUACUUCAGUCAACUUCUAUGCCUAUGAACGCUACAAAACUUGGUUAAAAUCAAUUCUACGCCCGGAGGAUCACAGGAGAAGUACAAGUGCAGAUAUUUGCGUGCAUUUUAUAGGUGGUGGUUUGGCAGGAACAACAGCUGCUUCUGCCAUGUAUCCAUUGGAUCUUGUCCGGACACGCCUUGCAGCACAGACAAAUGCAAUGUACUACCGUGGGAUUUGGCAUUCACUUCAUACCAUUUGCAGAGAUGAAGGUUUUUUUGGCCUGUAUAAAGGACUUGGAGCUACAUUGCUGGGUGUUGGACCCAGUAUAGCAAUAAGCUUUUCUGUUUAUGAGACCUUAAAAACUUAUUGGCAUUCUCAGAGGCCGGAUGAUUCCACUGUUGUUGUUGGUCUUGCUUGUGGAAGUCUUUCAGGUAUUGCAUCAUCAACAGCGACAUUUCCUCUGGAUCUUGUCAGGCGAAGGAUGCAAUUGGAAGGGGCAGCUGGGCGAGCCCGUGUCUACAACACUGGCUUACUUGGGACAUUUAAGCACAUAUUCCACAUGGAAGGCAUGCGCGGCUUUUAUAGAGGGAUUAUGCCAGAAUACUACAAGGUUGUUCCGGGUGUAGGAAUUGUUUUCAUGACAUAUGAAGCUUUGAAGAAACUUCUAUCAAAUGAGCCUUUUAAUUGAAGUUAACAUUGCAUCUUGAUACUGCCUUUACAGUAAGUUUUGUACCUCGUCUUUUUCCAGAAAUAGGUGGAAGAGAGGACCAAUUUUGGUUUAGUUAGAUAAAAAGGUUGGUAGAAGAUUAGUUAUUUUAUGGGGUACUACUUGCUUAGAUAUUCAAUGGUGGCAAAUUUUGUGGUUGCUGUCGCAAACAAUAUUUUUCUUGAUGUACAGACUAUUUAAUAGUGUGGUGUCACACUUCAAAUGUAUCCCCUUCCAACAUGUUUUAAAAUCUUCGAUUUUCU